AUGGAUUCACAGACCAUACGAUAUCUAGCACAUCUUGAAGCUGAGGAUGAACAAAGAGAAACUGAUGAGAUCAUUGAGGAGAGUGAAGCAGAAAAUCAAGAAGCAGCAGAAAGUGAGACUAGAACUCAAUCAAUUCAACCGACUCUCACGGUAUUUCAAUCUAACAAACGCUUAAAGGCUGAUGUUUGGAAAGAGUAUAUACCAGUAGGUGAUAGGGAAGAUGGAAAGAAAAUGGGUCGUUGCAUGCAUUGCCAGAAGAAAUUCUGUAUAGAGAUUAGUCAAGGAACAUCUGCUGUUACACGUCAUUUAGAAGUUUGUCCAAUGAGAGGUGAAAAGAGUGAAGUUGCUAGGAAGUAUGAUCCAAAGGUAGAUCGUGAUAUGAUUAAUGAAAUUAUAAUCUAUCAUGAUCUGCCUUUCAAGUAUGUGGAAUAUGAGAAAGUAAGAGCUAGGGACAUAUACUUGAAUCCGGAUUGUCACCAUAUCUGUAGACAGACAGCUGGGGCAGAUGUUCUUAAGAGAUUUGAGCUGGAAAAGGUUAAGUUGAGAAAGAUUUUUGCUAAUCACAAAGGUAGAGUGUGUUUUACAUCUGAUAUGUGGUCAGCUAGAACAACAAUGAGGAGUUAUAUCUGCUUGACUGCUCACUUCGUUGAUGAUAGCUGGAGAUUGCACAACAAAAUUUUAGCUUUCUGUGAGUUUGAAGCUCCACAUACUGGUGAGGAAAUAGCUACAAAAGUUUUGGAUUGUUUGAAGGAGUGGGGUUUAGAGCAGAAAGUUUUCUCGUUCACCCUGGAUAAUGCUACCAGUAAUACUAGCAUGCUUGGUAUUCUUAAGAAUCGUCUUACAUUGGCUAAUAGAUUGCCCUGCGAUGGAAAGUUUUACAUAAACAGUGUAAAGUUUGUGAAAGCAUCUGGAGCAAGGAUAGAUUCGUUUGCAGCUUAUAGUAAGAGUUUAAAGAUAGAUAUGAAGGCUGGGUUGUCUUUAGAUGUUCCUACUCGCUGGAAUUCAACAUAUCUUAUGCUUGCCAGAGCUUUAAAGUAUCGUAAGGCAUUUAUAAGUCUGCAACUGUGUGAUAGGAACUACAAGACACUUCCUUCAGAGGCUGAAUGGGAGCGUGGAGAGAAGAUCCGUGAUCUGUUGAAACCUUUUAACACCAUCACCACUUACUUUUCAGGCGUGAAGUAUCCUACAGCCAAUAUUUACUUCAUGCAGGUGUGGAAGAUAGAAUUGCUGCUAAAGAAAUUUUCAGUUUGUGAUGAUAUUGAUGUGAGGUUAAUGGCUUUGAAGAUGAAAAACAAGUUUGCUAAGUAUUGGGAUGAAUAUAGUGUCGUUUUAGCAAUGGCAGCUGUCUUAGAUCCAAGGUUCAAGACUCAAAUACUCCAACAAGCUUAUGACAAACUGGAUCCGAGUACUUCUGCGAAAAAAGUUGAGCUGGUUAAGAAAAACUUGAAGUUGCUUUAUGAAGAAUAUAAGACCAAGCCUUGGACUUCUUCAACCAGUUCAACAACACUAACUCCACUGGAACUUCUUACUGAGUCACUUUUAGAAGACGAUCUGGAUCUUGACUUCUUUGAACUUGAGAGAAGUGCAAAUCUUGAUUCAAACAUGACAAAGUCGAGUUUGGACCUGUAUUUGGAAGAGCCUAGGCUAGAGUUUGGAGCUUUUGCAGACAUAGAAGUCCUAACAUAUUGGAAGAACAGCGGGAAUUGUCAUGGUGAUCUUACUGCCCUUGCUUCUGAUUUGCUGAGUAUUCCUAUAACCAUAGUCGCAGCAGAAUCGGCUUUCAGUGUGGGAGGUAGGGUUUUGAACCUGUACAGGAGCCGUCUCCUUCCCGCAACGGUUCAGGCGUUGCUUUGUACCCGGAACUGGUUAAGGGGAUUUGCAGAUUUGUUGGGUAUUAUUGUGGGUUGGGUUACUUGGUUUACAGUUGGGCUGGAUAUGAACACCCACCAAAACACCCCUAAUUGUGAUGAUUCGAGUGAGAAUAUGCAGGAACAACAACAAAAGGAUAUCAACAAGAAAACGGAAUGUGCUUCUUCGAGCGAGAAUACGCAAGAAAAUCAACCAAAGGUUCUUGUUUCGACUAAGGAAACGGAACGUGCUGCUUCGAGCGAGAAUAUUCAGGAACAACAACAAAAGGAGGCUCUUGUUUCGAAUAAGGUUGUGCCUUGUGCGGAUCAAGAGAGGGGAAGUUACAUAAAGAUGGUGGGGAAAGAGAAAAGCUGUGAGGGAGGUGGUGAUGGUGAGGACGAUGAGUUGUGUGUUCUGCAAGACAUGCUUGAGGCGACAUUGUUUCAGAGUUUAGGUAAGAUUCAACAGAAGAUGCUUUGUCAGAAUUUGAAGAACAUUUCAGCUCAAACAAGAAAAGAGUUGACUGUGGAAUGUAAGGCAUUACUUGAGGAGGAGAUGAAACUGAGUAUCAAGAAGCUGACUCUCUCUGCAAAGCUAGCAAACGCUGGAGUUUCUGCUUAG
Messenger RNA from Microthlaspi erraticum, 2469 nucleotides. NCBI's taxonomy places the organism in Eukaryota, Viridiplantae, Streptophyta, Magnoliopsida, Brassicales, Brassicaceae. The record is from the annotation of a GenBank genome assembly.